Messenger RNA from Heteronotia binoei (common prickly gecko), 2424 nucleotides. RefSeq names its product zinc finger protein 345-like. Gene Ontology annotation, biological process: regulation of transcription by RNA polymerase II. The coding region runs from base 18 to 2411 and encodes 797 amino acids. The transcript has 6 exons. The record is from RefSeq and is a predicted model, not a curated record. Gene Ontology annotation, cellular component: nucleus. Lineage: Eukaryota; Metazoa; Chordata; Lepidosauria; Squamata; Gekkonidae. Gene Ontology annotation, molecular function: DNA-binding transcription factor activity, RNA polymerase II-specific; RNA polymerase II transcription regulatory region sequence-specific DNA binding.
UGACCCAAGAGAAGGAGAUGGAAGAGCAGGACCCAGAAGGACCUGGAACUGGCAAGAAAGCAAGGCAAGACCCCCUUCUCCUCCAAGCUGGGGGUGGUGUUGAAUUCUGGGAAAGAGCUGUGCCAGAGAUCCUGACAAAGGACGCAAUGACCUCAGACAUACAUUGCCAACGCUUCCGGCAAUUCCGCUACCGUGAAGCUGAUGGGCCCCGAGAGGCUUGCAGCCAGCUCCAUAAACUCUGCAAUCACUGGCUGAAGCCAGAGAGGCACACCAAGAAGCAGAUCCUGGACCUGGUGAUCCUGGAGCAGUUCCUGACUAUCCUGACCCCGGAAAUGCAGUGCUGGGUCAGAGAAUGUGGGCCAGAGACCAGUUCCCAGGCAGUGGCCUUGGCUGAAGGUUUCCUCUUGAGUCAGGCAGAGGAGAAGCAGCAGGCAGAACAGAUGUGGGGACCAUCCCUGAAGACAGAAGCUACAUUCUCUGAGGUGGAGGGAGCUUCUUUGGAGCAAGGGCAGAGGGUACAAGCCCAGGCGUGUGCCCAAGAUGCCCUCUCAUGUGGAAGUGGAGAGAAGCCGUUGAGCCAGUGUCUUUUCAGAGGUGUGGAAACAGCUGCUGCACUUCCAAUCCAGUGUACCUUUUCCUUUGAGGAAGUGACUGUGUAUUUCACCGAGGCAGAGUGGACCCUGCUGGAUCCGGUCCAAAGAGCUCUCUAUGGGGAAGUCAUGCUGGAGAACUAUGGGAUUAUGACCUCUCUGGGUAAGGAUCUUUCAGAGCAAUACACUGUUUUGAGGCCUAUCCUCCUACUGGUAGACGAUGAUCAGAGGAAUGAAGAGGGUCAGGAACUUGAUCAGCAAUUGUCAGAUAAACUUGAAAAUGAAGACUUCAGAGAAAACUUCAGGAAACAAGGCAGCCCCGAGAGGCAGAAAAGCAGCCAAAUAAUCAAGAAGUGGGAGCAACCCAUUCCUUGCCAAGGGGGGCAUUUCCAAAAAGUCAUUCACAUGGCAGAAGAAACAUAUGAGUGCACAGAAUAUAGAAUGGACUUCUCAGAACAAACCCAAUAUAUUGUCCAAUUCCAUGGAAAGAAAUUCAGUUUGAGUGGUGAUCUUCAACUCCAUCUAAGAACAGACAGAGGGGAUAAACCUUUUGAAUGCUUGGAUUGUGGAAAGAGAUUCAGUCGCAGUUUCAGUCUUAAGCAGCAUCUAAGAAUACACACGGGAGAAAAACCCUUUGAGUGCUCAGUGUGUGGGAAACGAUUCAGUGACAAUUCUGCUCUUCAACGACACCAAAGGACCCACACAGGGGAGAAACCUUUUGAAUGUUCAGAGUGCGGGAAGAGAUUCAGUGACAGUUCUACUCUUCAACGGCAUCAAAGGACCCACACAGGAGAGAAACCUUUUGAAUGCUCAGAGUGUGGGAAGAGAUUCAGUAGAAGUUCCCGUCUUCUGGAGCAUCAAAGAAACCACACAGGGGACAAGCCUUUGGAAUGUUCAGAGUGUGGAAAGAGAUUCAGUCAGAGUAGCCAUCUUCAAAGGCAUCAAAGAACCCACACAGAGGAGAAACCCUUUGAUUGUUUAGAGUGUGGAAAGAGAUUCAGGCACAGAGGCAAUCUUCAACAGCAUCAAAGAACCCACACAGGGGAGAAACCUUUUGAAUGUUCAGAUUGUGGAAAGAAAUUCAGUCAAAGUAGCCAUCUUCAGCAGCAUCAAAGAACCCACACAGGGGAGAAACCUUUUGAAUGCUCAGAGUGUGGAAAGAGAUUCAGGCACAGUGGCAAUCUUCAACAGCAUCAAAGAACCCACACAGAGGAGAAACCUUUUGAUUGUUUAGAGUGUGGAAAGAGAUUCAGGCACAGAGGCAAUCUUCAGCUACAUCAAAGAACUCAUUCAGGGGAGAAACCUUUUAAAUGCUUAGAGUGUGGAAAGAGAUUCAGUCAAAGUAGCCAUCUUCAACAACAUCAAAGAACCCACACAGGGGAGAAACCUUUUGAAUGCUCGGAGUGUGGAAAGAAAUUUAGGCACAGAAGCAAUCUUCAACUACAUCAAAGAACUCAUACAGGGGAGAAACCUUUUGAAUGUUCAGAGUGUGGGAAGAGAUUUAGUCAGAGUAGUGAUCUUGAACAGCAUCAAAGAACCCACACAGGGGAGAAACCUUUUGAAUGCUCAGAGUGUGGAAAGAGAUUUAGUCGGAGUGGCAUAUUUCACCUGCACCAAAGAACCCAUACAGGCGAGAAACCUUUUCAAUGCUCAUUGUGUGGAAAGAGAUUCAGUCAGAGUAGCCAUGUUCAGCAGCAUCAAAGAACCCAUACAGGAGAGAAACCUUUUGAGUGCUCAGAGUGUGGAAAGAGAUUCAGAUGGAGUAGCAAUUUUCAAAAACAUCUAAGAACCCACACAAAGAGAGACUAUGUAACUGCUUAGCCCAUUAAAAUAA